This is a messenger RNA of Mandrillus leucophaeus (drill), 3025 nucleotides long. RefSeq names its product FLT3-interacting zinc finger 1 (gene FIZ1). The record is from RefSeq and is a predicted model, not a curated record. The transcript has 3 exons. NCBI's taxonomy places the organism in Eukaryota, Metazoa, Chordata, Mammalia, Primates, Cercopithecidae. Bases 1153 to 1950 code for a protein of 265 amino acids.
GCCCUGGAUUGAGGGGUGGAAGGAAACUCAUUGAGGCUGGUUGGGGAAACGGAGCCCAGGAAGCAGGAGAGAGGAGUUUAGAGUAGAAGGGGUGGAGUUUGUCUGGGGUAUGGCUUAGAGAAGUAGGUAGGCCUAGCGAGGGGGGCGGAGUUUAAGGGUGUAAUUUGAAGGGGUUUAAUGCAACUGUCAGGUCCUUAUAAUGAAUGUGGAAAGGACUUGCAGGGGAUGGGAAGAGACUUCGUAGAGAAGGCCUGAGAAGGUGACAGGAGUCCAGUGGAUGGUCUUAGAAAGGAUGUGGCUUCUUUAAAGGAAAAAUUGGGUGGAGUUUUGGAAGUGGGUCUUAGUGGAGCCGAGAGGGGCUUAGUGAAGUCAAGUAACUUAGCAAGCAUGGUAGGACUUAAGGAGGAAACCAGGAAGAACUUACGGGAUAAUAGUCAUCCAAACAGCUUACUUGUUGCGUCUUUGCUGUGCACCAGCUUAAGUAGGCACGAAACAUUUAUUGCCACUGUUUUACUUAAUUCUCGCCACCACUCUAUGAGGUAGGUACUACUAUUCCCAUUUUGCAGAUGAAGAGUUUUUGUUGUCUGAUGUUACAGGACUAGUUAUGGUCUCCCUGCAAGGAUGACUCCAGUGUGCUUAGUCCCAAAUCUUUGCCCUCCCAUUUGCUAAGUGAUCAUCCUGGAAGAGGAGUGGGAGGAGCGCAGAGGGGAGUGGAAGGGCCUUUUGGAGGGAAAAGGGCUUGGCAAAGAAUACAAGAUGCUUAGGGAACAGUGUAGGGGCUUUGAAGGGAGUAGGAAGAGUGGGAGAGGCUUAAAUUACAGCGGGAGGGGCACUGAGAGGAGUGGCCGCGCAUUGGCGAAGAGGGGGAGAGGCUUAAAAACGCUCCGUGGAGUGAGGAGACUGGGAAGUGAUUAGGAAGAUUGCCAGAGGAGUGGAGCAGAGGGAGAAGGGUUUCUAAGAGAGUAGGAGGAUUUUAAAGAACAAUGAGAGGGGCUUAGAGAGGUGGGCAGUGGGAGGCUUUCCCAGGGGACAGGUGGUGGGUCUGGGAGCCUGGGAGGAGAGGGCUGAUGGGGACCCUACCCCCUCACCUGCUCCUCUGUCUCCUCCCUACUCCAGAGAGAGCCCCCACACACCACUGUAUUCCCCGCCACCAUGGAUGACGUCCCGGCCCCAACCCCUGCACCAGCACCGCCCGCCGCUGCCGCCCCCCGGGUCCCAUUUCACUGCAGUGAAUGUGGCAAGAGCUUCCGCUACCGCUCAGACCUGCGGCGCCACUUUGCCCGACACACAGCGCUCAAGCCCCACGCGUGUCCGCGCUGCGGCAAGGGCUUCAAGCACAGCUUCAACCUAGCCAACCACCUGCGCUCGCAUACCGGGGAGCGGCCCUACCGCUGCUCCGCCUGCCCCAAGGGGUUCCGCGACUCCACCGGCCUGCUGCACCACCAGGUCGUCCACACUGGUGAGAAACCCUACUGCUGCCUGGUCUGCGAGCUCCGCUUCUCCUCACGCUCCAGCUUGGGCCGCCACCUCAAGCGCCAGCACCGCGGGGUUCUCCCCUCUCCCCUGCAGCCCGGCCCUGGCCUGCCCGCCUUGAGUGCGCCCUGCUCCGUCUGCUGCAAUGUGGGGCCCUGCUCGGUGUGCGGGGGGGAGCCGGCGUCCGGGGAGCCCCCGUCUGGCUCUGGCCGCGGCAAGAAGAUCUUCGGCUGCUCCGAGUGCGAGAAGCUGUUCCGCUCCCCGCGAGACCUGGAGCGGCACGUGCUGGUGCACACUGGCGAGAAGCCGUUCCCGUGCCUGGAGUGCGGCAAGUUCUUCCGCCACGAGUGCUACCUCAAGCGCCACCGGCUGCUGCAUGGCACCGAGCGGCCCUUCCCCUGCCACAUCUGCGGCAAGGGCUUCAUCACGCUCAGCAACCUCUCCAGGCACCUGAAGCUGCACCGGGGCAUGGACUGACUGCCAGGCCGUGCCCUGCCCUCCACCCAGCCACCUGGACUCAGCCUGGACCAGGGGACCUCAGUACUGCGAGUGAGGCCCCGGCCCUCCAAAUCCAAAUCCAGACACAGGCCCUGAAAUGAGGGGACCCUGACUGGAGAAGUCGAGGCCACCAAAAACCCACACAGGCCCCAGAGCUGGGGGACCACAAACAAACAGGGUCCUUAGCUGGGGCAGGGGAGCCCAAAUCUAUGGAGAGACUCCUGAGCCUGAGGUCCCUGAAAUGAGUGUGGGUAGCCCUAAGUCCCCAAGACAUGGGAACUUUGCAGUGAGCAAUGGGUCUCCACAAGUACCUCUCAUCUUGAGGGCCCUAAUAAUAAAAGAUGGGCACCUGCCCCACCAAGGGAAGACUGCCCCAUUCCCUGAGAGCCAUCAUUCCCAACGACCUUGAUCUGGAGAAUGUGGAGGGAACAUGUUCCUGAAUUUUCCUAGAUCUCCUCCAAAUGCUACCACCAGAGUCACUGAUGACCCCAGAAAAUGGAUAUAGCCGAAAUCUGCCUUUCCCCGUUUUCAUUCCCUGUACUGAAAGAGGGACCAGGGUAGAUGCCCCCUGCCCUCUAAUCCCCCCUCCCUGACUGUGGAAUGGAUCGACCUUAAUGAUCUUCCCCACCCCCAAACACUAGAAUAGACUGGCCUGAAAUACCCUUGUCCAGUAGGAUGGACUGAUCUGUAUGCACACACCCCCAUCACAUGGAAUGGGCUGGUCUAGGCUGUGGCCUGCACCCCACCUUCCUUAGAGUGAAUAGGGCAGAUACUCCUCCCUUUUCCUGUAGCGUGUGGACCGGUCCACGCCAUUCUUUGUCCUGUGAACUCAUCUGAGUGGGAAGUGGCGGACACUGGGGUUUCCCUCCCUCUCUCCGUGGCACCCAUUGGUCUUUCCAUCUCUGUUGGUUUGUCUGUCUCUGUCUUCCUCCCGACCCCAAGGGGAAGGGGGCACUUGGCUACGGGGUGCCCCUGUGAGCCUAGACCUCGUCCCCUCGUCCCUCUCCCCAAUGUUUUCAGGACCCCCAAUAAACCUUGUCCUGUCAGUCGCUGA